AAGAUGGACUACUAUCUGAGGGUAGGGUAACACACGCGGCGCGGAGUGUAGCAACCCAGAUGACAGAGUCGCUCAAUGACAAAGAGUCUGUGUCGCUCAUAUGAGCGAGAACCAACACGAGGUACAACCAAGUCCGUCCUCCUGCGGGAGUGGUGAGGUCAUCCCGGCGCACAGAGUUUCGGUACAACCACCACACUCUUAUAAAGACAGACGGUCGCGAGCAGUGUCCACUUAACACAACACACAACCACUUUGACCUGUAUACUAGCAAAGAUGGUCCAUCUUUCGUCAAUUGCCAAGGAACCUCAAACCCACCGUCAUCGGCGGGAGAAGCGUGAAGCGGAGGCAUCCGAGGCGUCAGCCAAUGUCUACGGGACACACUACGCGGUGGAGGAGCUGCCCGAGCAUGCGAUGUCGGAGCAGGAGAUGCCGGCCAGCGUCGCAUACCGGAUGAUCAAGGAUGAGCUGAGUCUCGAUGGCAAUCCGCUGCUCAAUCUGGCGAGCUUCGUCACCACCUACAUGGAAGACGAAGUGCAAACCCUGAUGUCGGACGCGAUGAGCAAAAACUUCAUCGACUACGAGCAGUACCCGCAAUCGGCGCACAUCCAGAACCGGUGUGUGAACAUGAUCGCGGGGCUGUUCCACGCCCCGACGACGGGACAGGCGGGGUCGGAGCAGGACGCGAUCGGGACGUCGACGGUCGGGUCGUCGGAGGCGAUCAUGCUGGCGAUGCUGGCGAUGAAGAAGCGCUGGCAGAACCGGCGCAAGGCGGCGGGCCAGGACUGGUCGCGGCCGAACAUCAUCAUGAACAGCGCGGUGCAGGUCUGCUGGGAGAAGGCGGCGCGGUACUUCGAGGUGGAGGAGAAGUACGUCUACUGCACCGAGACCCGGUACGUCAUCGACCCGGCCACCGCGGUCGACCUGGUCGACGAGAACACCGUCGGCAUCUGCGCCAUCCUGGGCACCACCUACACGGGCCAGUACGAGGACGUCAAGGCGAUCAAUGAUCUGCUGGUCGCCAAAAAUAUCGACUGCCCGAUCCAUGUGGAUGCCGCCAGUGGCGGGUUCGUCGUGCCGUUUGUGAAACCGGAGCUGGAAUGGGACUUUCGACUGGAGAAGGUCGUCUCGAUCAAUGUCUCAGGCCAUAAAUAUGGAUUGGUCUAUCCCGGCGUCGGGUGGGUCUUCUGGCGUGCCCCGGAGUAUCUGCCCAAAGAGUUGAUCUUCAACAUCAACUAUCUCGGCGCGGAUCAAGCCAGCUUCACCUUAAACUUCUCGAAAGGCGCCUCGCAUGUCAUUGGCCAAUAUUAUCAGCUGAUCCGACUGGGCAAGCAUGGUUAUCGCUCAAUCAUGACCAACCUGACUCAAAUCGCCGACUACCUGGCCUCAGAGCUGGAGAAACUGGGCUUCAUCAUCAUGAGCGAGGGCAACGGUCGCGGUCUUCCCCUAGUCGCGUACCGGUUGCCCGAAGAGGAGGGCCGUCUCUACGACGAGUUCUCCCUGGCGCAUGUGCUGCGGCGGCGGGGAUGGGUGAUCCCCGCCUACACCAUGGCCCCCAACUGCAACGAGCUGAAGAUGAUGCGGAUUGUCCUGCGCGAGGACUUCAGCAUCCAUCGCUGUAACCUGCUGGUGGAGGACAUCCGCCAGGCGCUGAAGUCGCUCGAGGAGAUGGACGAGACGAUGAUCAAGCGAUACAGCACCUACGUCCAGACGCAUGCGACCCGCGGGCCCCAAGGCCACCCGGUCUACAGAGAUGAAAAACAUUCGCUCCAGGGUAAGACCGGAAAAACGCACGCGGUUUGCUGAGUGAAUUCGUUUUGGUUUGGGCUUGGUUUGUGCGCCAAUUAAGUUUUGCGACCGGUGACAAGUCAGAGGGAAGCUAUACAUA
This is a messenger RNA of Aspergillus brunneoviolaceus CBS 621.78, 1885 nucleotides long. Its product is annotated as glutamate decarboxylase. Gene Ontology annotation, cellular component: cytosol. The transcript is spliced from 4 exons. Gene Ontology annotation, biological process: L-glutamate catabolic process. Lineage: Eukaryota; Fungi; Ascomycota; Eurotiomycetes; Eurotiales; Aspergillaceae. Gene Ontology annotation, molecular function: glutamate decarboxylase activity; pyridoxal phosphate binding. Bases 274 to 1803 code for a protein of 509 amino acids. The record is from RefSeq and is a predicted model, not a curated record.